Messenger RNA from Salvelinus namaycush (lake trout), 4547 nucleotides. It is a transcript of the gene nr2f6b, whose product is annotated as nuclear receptor subfamily 2, group F, member 6b. Gene Ontology annotation, biological process: negative regulation of transcription by RNA polymerase II; cell differentiation; anatomical structure development. The transcript has 4 exons. NCBI's taxonomy places the organism in Eukaryota, Metazoa, Chordata, Actinopteri, Salmoniformes, Salmonidae. Bases 495 to 1712 code for a protein of 405 amino acids. The record is from RefSeq and is a predicted model, not a curated record. Gene Ontology annotation, molecular function: nuclear receptor activity; zinc ion binding; RNA polymerase II cis-regulatory region sequence-specific DNA binding.
GAGGGAGAGACAGAGAGAGAGAAAGAGAUAAAGAGAGAGCGAUAGAGGGAGAGACAGAGAGAGAGAAAGAGAGACAGAGAAACAGAGAGAGAGGGAGAGCCUAAGCCUCUAAGUGUAAUGUAUUGUUUUCUGUGAAAGGGCAGGCUGCACCCUUUUCCCCCUCCUGAACUCUGAACCACUCGUUGUGUCAGAACUUUUAGGAGGAGUCAUUGACUUGGGUCACAGGAAAGACAGAGGAGAGGAGGAGAAGAAAAGGAGAGCGACGGUAGAGAAGUAGAGCAGUGAGAAGGACCUCCGGGUCAUUUCACAGAGACAGAAGGGGAAAUAGGUCAACUCUAUUACUUUUCCUGGAAGUGAACUCAAAAAAACGUAUUUUUGUAUGAUUAGAAACUAAAGUGUUGUAGCUGAAGAGUUUCAGAGAAAAGAGUAGAGCACUUGGUGAGUGGACAGGCGUGUGUAAGAGAGAGUGUGUGUGUCGGCCGUUUAGCUCCGAUAUGGCCAUGGUGAGCGGGGGAUGGGGCAAUCCUAACCGGGAGACCAACGGACUGGGUGGGGAGAAGGCUUACCUGCGUGGGGAUGAGGAGGGCUCGCCCCAGGCCGGGAGUGAUGUGGAGGUGGGAGACGAAGACAAGGUGUGCGUGGUGGACUGCGUGGUGUGUGGGGACAAGUCCAGUGGUAAACACUACGGCGUAUUCACCUGCGAGGGCUGUAAGAGCUUCUUCAAGAGGAGCAUCAGAAGGAACCUCAACUACUCCUGCAGGUCGAAUCGAGAAUGCCAGAUAGACCAGCAUCACCGCAACCAGUGCCAAUACUGCCGGCUGAAGAAAUGCUUCCGUGUUGGCAUGCGCAAAGAAGCAGUCCAGCGUGGACGCAUCCCUCCAUCCCACUCAGGCAUCAGUCCCACUUCUUUGGUCGGCGGAGGUGGUGGUACCGGGGCCGGGCCAGUAGGCGGUGAAUUCUUCAACGGCCAGCCUGUGUCUGAGCUCAUCUCCCAGCUGCUCCGUGCCGAACCGUACCCCAGCAGCCGCUACGGUCCCCAGUACGGCCAGCAGCAGCAGAUGCAAGGUGCUGGAGGAGGCUCCGUCAUGGGCAUUGACAACAUCUGUGAGCUGGCGGCACGCCUCCUCUUCAGCACCAUUGAGUGGGCCAGGAGCAUCCCCUACUUCCCUGAGCUACCCGUCUCUGAGCAGGUGGCUCUGCUGAGACUGAGCUGGAGCGAGCUGUUCGUCCUGAACGCAGCCCAGUCCGCCCUGCCGCUGCACAUGGCCCCACUGCUGGCUGCCGCCGGCUUCCACUCCUCACCCAUGUCAGCAGAGAGGGUUGUGUCCUUCAUGGACCAGGUGAGGGUGUUCCAGGACCAGGUGGAUAAGCUGACCCGGCUUCAGGUGGACUCGGCAGAGUACAGCUGCCUCAAGGCCAUCGCCCUCUUGUCUCCAGAUGCGUGUGGUCUGACAGACCCCGUCCACGUAGAGUCUCUACAGGAGAAGGCCCAGGUGGCUCUGAUGGAGUACGAGAGGAUGCAGUACCCGGGUCAGCCCCAGCGCUUCGGCCGUCUGCUCCUCCGCCUGCCUGCCCUCAGGGCCGUGCCCGCCAACCUCAUCUCCCAGCUGUUCUUUAUGCGCCUGGUGGGCAAGACGCCCAUCGAGACCCUCAUCAGGGACAUGCAACUCUCUGGGAGCUCCAUUAGCUGGCCCUACGUCCCUGGGCAGUGAGGACAGGAGCCUGGGACCCACAGGACCCUGGAGGAACCUGGAACCUAGAACCUAGAAUGGGAUGGAGAGGGAUUAGCCACUGAUGUCAUAAAUGUCUAAAUUCUUGAGGAUUUAGUAGAGGAGGACUAUUUUGCUACUCACUCACACAGAGUCACACACUGAGCUUCCAGUGAAUGGAGCUGGAAUCAAACCAUUGGUAGUUUAGCUGUCCUGUGUAUUCCAAGGAAAUUAUACAUUUGUUUUGGAGUAUAUUUCCUGAUCUGUAUCAUGACCUCUCUUUUUGACCUGUCUGAAACACAGAACAGGGCUCUGGAACACAGAACAGGGCUCUGGAACACAGAACAGGGCUCUGGAAAACAGAACAGGGCUCUGAAACACAGAACAAGACGCUGGAACACAGAACAGGACUCUGGAACACAGAACAGGGCUCUGGAACACAGAACAGGGCUCUGGAACACAGAACAGGGCUCUGGAAAACAGAACAGGGCUCUGAAACACAGAACAAGACGCUGGAACACAGAACAGGACUCUGGAACACAGAACAGGACUCUGAAACACAGAACAGGACUCUGGAACACAGAACAGGACUCUGGAACACAGAACAGGACUCUGGAACACAGAACAGGACUCUGAAACACAGAACAGGGCUCUGGAACACAGAACAGGACUCUGGAACACAGAACAGGACUCUGGAACACAGAACAGGACUCUGGGACACAGAACAGGGCUCUGGGACACAGAACAGUGCUCUGAAACACAGAACAAGGCUCUGGAACACAGAACAGGGUUCUAGAAUACAGAACAGGGCUCUGAAACACAGAACAGGGCUCUGAAACACAGAACAGGGCUCCGGAACACAGAACAGGGCUCCGGAACACAGAACAGGGCUCCUGAACACAGAACAGGGCUCCUGAACACAGAACAGGGCUCCAGAAUACAGAACAGGGCUCCGGAAUACAGAACAGGGCUCCGGAAUACAAAACAGGGCUCUGGAACACAGAACAGGGCUCCGGAAUACAGAACAGGGCUCCGGAACACAGAACAGGGCUCUGGAAUACGGAACAGGGCUCUGGAAUACAGAACAGGGCUCCGGAAUACAAAACAGGGCUCUGGAACACAGAACAGGGCUCCGGAAUACAGAACAGGGCUCCGGAACACAGAACAGGGCUCUGGAAUACAGAACAGGGCUCUGGAAUACAGAACAGGGCUCUGAAACACAGACUGUAACUAAAGGCCCACUGCCACUACUACCUCCAUCUCCAUGGCGCCCAACGUGACUCUGACCCCAGGUUCUGUGUGGAUCUCUGGCUGCUGUGUUAGGCCCCUGGGUCUCAUAUGGGACCCUAUUCCCCUUAGCUACAGUGCAUAGGGCUCUGGUACUCAAACGUAGUGCACUAUAAAGGGAAUAGGGUGCCAUUUGAGAUUCAGCCACAGGGAUUGUGGUUGUGAUUGUGUUUUGUCCUGAGCCCUCUAUUCAUGUAAAUCGUUGAGUUUGAUUUACAUUCAUGUUGAGCUUAUAGUGGAAAAUGUCAUGUGUACAUUAUGCAUUUGUGGUCAUGUAAAUCUCUGAAUGUUAUGCAAAUACCAGGCUCUCUCCAUAGUAUAAGCAAUAGCAUACAUGCUACAGUACAUGCUAUGGUGCCGAACACUUGCACAAGCUAGCAGAGGUGAAUGUAUAUGAUAGAUAACCCCUCACACGCAUCCUGAGUCCCAACGAGUCACCCCUGUCUUAUACAUUGAUACCUCAAGUUUUAUACCAAUGACAGAGAUUGUAUAGUGGAUUACCUGAUAAUAGAACCCUUGCAUUCUUAAACGGAACUAAGAACCCUCCAUGAUGUGAUCGAUGACAAACACAAAGGGAUCAAAGCAUCGUACACACCAGCAUUAUGUCAUUAGCCUGAAAGUAAACUAACUGUAGGGUUGACCCUUGUCAUAAGGCCUAUUGGAAGGCUAGGUGGAGCCAGGACCGUACUGCUUAGACCUGAAGGGUAGGGGGCUAGGGGAAGUGGUUGCAGACCUGAAGGGUAGGGGCCUAGGGGAAGUGGUUGCAGACCUGAAGGGUAGGGGCCUAGGGGAAGUGGUUGCAGACCUGAAGAGUAGGGGGCUAGGGGAAGUGGUUGCAGACCUGAAGGGUAGGGGCCUAGGGGAAGUGGUUGCAGACCUGAAGGGUAGGGGCCUAGGGGAAGUGGUUGCAGACCUGAAGGGUAGGGGCCUAGGGGAAGUGGUUGCAGACCUGAAGGGUAGGGGCCUAGGGGAAGUGAUUGCAGACCUGAAGGGUAGGGGGCUAGGGGAAGUGAUUGCAGACCUGAAGGGUAGGGGGCUAGGGGAAGUGGUUGCAGACCUGAAGGGUAGGGGCCUAGGGGAAGUGGUUGCAGACCUGAAGGGUAGGGGCCUAGGGGAAGUGGUUGCAGACCUGAAGGGUAGGGGGCUAGGGGAAGUGGUUGCAGACCUGAAGGGUAGGGGCCUAGGGGAAGUGGUUGCAGACCUGAAGGGUAGGGGCCUAGGGGAAGUGGUUGCAGACCUGAAGGGUAGGGGGCCUAGGGGAAGUGAUUGCAGACCUGAAGGGUAGGGGCCUAGGGGAAGUGGUUGCAGACCUGAAGGGUAGGGGGCCUAGGGGAAGUGGUUGCAGACCUGAAGGGUAGGGGCCUAGGGGAAGUGGUUGCAGACCUGAAGGGUAGGGGCCUAGGGGAAGUGGUUGCAGACCUGAAGGGUAGGGGCCUAGGGGAAGUGGUUGCAGACCUGAAGGGUAGGGGCCUAGGGGAAGUGGUUGCAGACCUGAAGGGUAGGGGGCCUAGGGGAAGUGGUUGCAGACCUGAAGGGUAGGGGGCUAGGGGA